AUGAGCCCCGGCCCGGCGCGGGCCGCGGCGCUGCCCGGAGCCCCGGGGGCGCGGGGCGCGGGGGGCGGCGGGGGGCGGCCGGCCUGGGCGCUGGGCGCGCUCUGCCUGCUGCUGGCGGCGGCCGCGGCGGCCGCGUGCCUGCGCCUGGGCGUCCAGGCGGCCGCGCUGCAGCGGCGGGUGGCGGCGCUCGAGCAGGAGCUGCAGCUGCUGCCGCGCCUGGAGCAGCUGGUGCGCGAGAAGCUGGACGGGCUGGCCAAGCUGCGGAAGAUUCGAGAAGCUCCGGCCGAGUGUGUCUGCCCCCCUGGUCCCCCUGGACGGCGCGGUAAGCCCGGAAGAAGAGGCGAUGCGGGGCCUCCUGUAAGUGACCUGGGCUGA
Molecule: messenger RNA, 375 nt
Organism: Sorex araneus (European shrew)
Lineage: Eukaryota; Metazoa; Chordata; Mammalia; Eulipotyphla; Soricidae
Product: collagen alpha-1(XXIII) chain-like
Exons: 4
Coding region: 1-375 (124 amino acids)
Source: RefSeq, a predicted model, not a curated record